Messenger RNA from Capronia coronata CBS 617.96, 2286 nucleotides. RefSeq lists its product as uncharacterized. NCBI's taxonomy places the organism in Eukaryota, Fungi, Ascomycota, Eurotiomycetes, Chaetothyriales, Herpotrichiellaceae. The transcript has a single exon. Gene Ontology annotation, molecular function: protein binding. The record is from RefSeq and is a predicted model, not a curated record. Bases 1 to 2286 code for a protein of 761 amino acids.
AUGCGCGAAGGGCCGUUUGGGCCACAUAGCGAGUUCAUACGCUCAUUCCCAGCCAGCGAAAGAGAGGCUCUUCUGAAGGCGCUGGAAGAGGAGGGAGUCGUGCCGGGGGAAGACAUGGAUCUGAUCACCGACGAGGAACUGGAGGAAUUGGCCAAAGACGACAAAGUACUCAAGCGCGAAGCCCAGGAGAAAUCGUCGCUGAAGGUCACGCUGAGUAUACCUGCAAGGGACAAGAUCUAUGUCAAGAGGUUCAACUUGGCGUUGCAGGAGGCGGAGAAAGGACCGCCCAACGAGCGUCUCUACUUCGCCCUUUGGAAGUGGUACCUUCGGUGCCAACAGCAUGUGGCCAACUUCUCCGUCAUCAUCCCUGAGGAUGUUUGGCAUUUCCUCUGGAAGACUCAGAGCACCAAGUACUACAGGCCCCAACAUCUGGAAAUGCUGGCCAAAGACAUGAUCAAGGCCGACGUGCCGUUGGAGGACAGAGAGUGGAUUCAGUACAUUGACGCCCUUCAAGCCAACGGCGACCUUGCAGCCGCUGCUGAGACCUGGGAGUUACAGAGACCUCGGUUAGGGCCCAAGGAUGAGCUUGCCGAAGAGUUCUGGGUCACUGGCAUCCAGAUCUACGUUGCGCUAGGACGGCCGCAGAAGGCACAAACGCUGGCCUUUGCAUGUUACGACCACAGCACCGUCAUCGACCCGAGUGUUUUGGUCAUGGUGAUUUCUGCUUGGGCCAAGAGCAAGAACCCGGCUGCCGCAGAAAGGGCAUGGUUCUGCUAUUUGGAGCUACGCCGACGGCUGGAUAGCGCCGAAAACGAUGAUACAAUCUUGAGCGUCCUAGGUCGCCUCAGCAGCGCUUUACUUGAGGCGGGCCGCACAGAGCUUGCUCUCGCCGUCUUCAAGGAUAUGUUCAUGCUGAAGGCCAAAUCAUCGAGCGAUUCCUGGCGCGUCUUCCAAGAAGUCACCCAAGACGCCUUGGGCACGCUGUCCCCGAGCGAAGAUGUAGUCAGUGAAAUUGGACUGGCGACACUGGCUGUCACCCCCCGAUCGUUUCACAACAAGUACUUCUUUGCAUCGUGGAUCAAAUGGCUACUAGGAGAGGACAAGGUGGAUGAAGCCGCGUUGGUGGUGGAGCUGAUGUAUGAGCGUGGAGUCAAACCUGAUGCUAGACAUCUGAACGGUCUCAUUGCAGCAUGGCUGCGCCAGGGGUCUCCCAGUGCCCGACGAAAGGCCGAAAGUACUGCGUGGGCGAUGAUUCACGCUCGUAUUGAUCUGGUACAGAAGCGCAAUACUCAGGACUCUGACCCGAAUUCAGCCAACAAACCGACCAUUCCUCCCGAGUCGAAGCAGACGCCGUUUUUCCUUCGGCGCGGUGCACCGGCUGCAACCAUCGAGACCUUCUCUAUACUCCUCUCGCACUACACGCGGCGGUCAGACUUGGACAACGCAAAUCAGUUGACGGAAAUCAUGACUGUCUCUGCCGAGAUCAAACCCAAUUCCUUCAUCAUGAACCAUUGGCUGUAUGCCUCCCUCCGAUCAGGCCAGAUCCCAGACAUAUGGAGGAAAUACUGCACGCUCAAGCAAUCCAUUGCGCCCGACCUGGAGACCUUCGCGGCACUGUGGGACACGGCAAAGGCGCACUACGGAUCGCCUGCCGCGCAUAACCAAAAGUUCCCCGACGCUCGCACCUUGUUUGCAGAGAUGCAGGCGUGGCUCGACUCGCUGGACAAGAAGAGGAGGAAGUCCGUCAAGGGCGACUUCUCGUCGGAAUUCUACGAGCAGAUAGUUCGAUGUUUCUGCCUGUCCUACGAUCUGCAUGGCACACUCUGCGCGCUGUACGGGCUACGAGACUCGUUCGACAUGUUGCCGCACGAGGAAAUCACCCGUCUGGUCAUCAUGCAAGUCGCUCGCUCGUUUGCAGCGGACUUUGCUCAACCCUCUUCAAAGGGUCGCAACCGGCGCGUCUCCAAGACCGCGCAGUAUCAGAGCGCGGUGAAGACGUUGACUGAGAUUGUGGUGGCCAUGAUGGACAGAAAGAUGGAAGAGACCGAUGUCGACCCGGAGGCAUUUGCCGAUCUCGAGAGCCGCGAGGCCCAGCAGCUGCGGUUGGAUGUCUUGACAUCGUUCCUCGGCAUGGUGAUAGAGAGGAAAUCGGAAGGAGGCCACGUCGACGGCGACGGCGACGGGGACGGUCUCGUGCAACAGGUUUCAAACGUGGCUGCGCAGAUGAAGACUACUGUUCCCACAGAUCUCCUUGUCCGGCGCGACUGGGAUGACGCCGAAGUGUAA